AUUCACCCACUAUCAUAUUGACCACUGGUGGUAACCACUGCAGCUAUACAGCUCAUAUUACUAAAUUAGAGGAAUUUUUAAGAAGAAAUUUACUGUCAAUAGAAAGAAGAACACGGUUUCCUCUAGAAAGUGUGAUCGCUCAAAGUAUCAGAUUCACGAAAGUAAAUAAAAGGAAAUUAUUAAGACAUUAUGAAUCCUGGCGAUGCUUAUGAUGAGAGAUACACCUACGGAGCGUAUAGUGGAUAUCCAGCAACUGGGCCUGCUGUCCCACGGCCUGCUGUCCCACAGCCUCCAUAUGCUGCAGGUAUGACUCAAUUACCAACGGAAGGAAUGAACGGAAUGCCAGCAAUGCCUGCUGAUGGCGCUGCUAUAGGAAUUCCACCAAUGCCUACUGAUGGCGCUGCUAUAGGAAUGGGAGGAAUGCCUGCAGCUGGCGGUGCAGCUCAAACUGUACCCACAAUGGGAAGUUCUCACCGCUCUCGACGACAAUAUCCUGCAGAAAUUUUUGAACUUACGAAUUCUCAAACUGUCCCCAUGACCCCUCCACCCGUCUCUGAGCCCUCAUAUUUGAUGGCUCGUACUCCUACAUUAUCUCCUUAUCCUGAAGCAGCACCAAAUGCAUUGGCUACUCAGAUGGGUAAUGUUAACUUGGGUCCCGAUCCAAAUGCUGCCAUGAUGCCCACCACCGAACUUGUGUCUAUUGAUUUAUAUAAUCAAACACCGGAAAUUUCAGACCUAUACGCUCCACCACUUCCCAUUAACUUGCCGUUGACUUAUUCUGCUACGCAGGCUGAAACUUCCAACUGCCCUCCUAAAUACAUGCGUACAACUUUAAAGGCUAUUCCCAACACGAAUAGUCUUCUCAAGAAAUCCAAGCUUCCGUUUGCCAUUGUGUUACGUCCUUAUACCUCAUUGCUUGAAGAAGACGAUCCUGUUCCUGUAGUCAGUGAUACUAUUAUUUCUAGGUGUCGUAGAUGCCGCAUGUAUAUCAACCCUUUUAGUAUUUUUGUCGACAAUGGACAUCGCUAUAGAUGUAACUCGUGUGGUAUUGUGAAUGAGGUACCCCAGUCUUAUGAUUGGGAUAGCUUUAGAAAUGUCCAAAGAGACAGAUGGCAGCGUCCUGAACUAAACUAUGCCGUUGUUGACUUCUUAGCCCCACAAGAGUAUAUGGUCCGCCCUCCUCAACCUCUCAUAUAUGUCUUUUUAAUUGAUGUUUCUUUCAUCUCUAUAUCUUCUGGUAUGGUAGCUACAGCCACUCGUACAAUCCUUGAAUCUUUGGAUCGAAUCCCCAAUAAGGAAGGUCGUACACAGGUUGCAUUUAUCGGUGUUGAUAGUUCUCUUCAUUUCUUUUCUAUUGCUCCUGGGGCUGAAGAAGCAUCCCAGAUGGUUGUUUCCGAUCUCGAUGAUCCUCCCUUCUUGCCUCGUAAUCAAGAUUUGCUUCUCAACUUACGUGAGUGUCGACAAGGAAUUGAAAAUUUGCUUACCAAAUUCAAUUCCAUGUUUGCUUCCACUCGUGAUUCUAGUAAUGCUCUUGGUCCUGCCCUUAAAGCUGCGCAACAUCUUAUCGAGAAUAUUGGUGGUAAAAUUUGUUGCUUUGUUUCGAGCCUUCCAAACGUUGGUUCUGGUAAACUUAGUUUACGUGAGGAUCCAAAAUUAUUGGGAACCAAUCGCGAGUCCAAUUUACUACAUCACCAAGACGCAUUCUAUAAAUCUUUUGCUGUCGAAUGUUCUACGAAUCAGGUCUCUGUUGAUAUGUUCCUCUUUUCUUCACAAUACCAGGAUGUUGCUACUCUUAGCUGUUUGCCUCGUUACACGGCUGGUAAGACUCAAUUCUAUUACCGUUGGAAUGCCUCUCGCAGUGAAGAUGCUUUAAAAUUUGCAUCCGAGUUGAGUGAUUAUCUCAGCUCAGAAGUAGCCUUGGAAGCUGUUAUGCGUGUCCGUGGUUCUAGUGGCAUUCGAAUGUCUUCUUUCUAUGGUAAUUUCUUUAAUCGUUCUAGCGACCUCUGCGCAUUUCCCAGUUUCCCUCGUGAUCAAUGUUAUGUGAUUGAAGCUGUCAUAGAAGAUACAAUUACAAAGCCUUUUGCUUCUUUUCAAGCUGCAAUCUUGCAUACUACUUCAAGCGGCGAGAGAAGAAUUCGUGUUGUCACCUUGUCGUUACCAGUAACCAACAGUUUGACUGAAUUGUAUGCGUCCGCUGAUCAAUUAGCAAUGAUGCAUGUCCUUACAAUGAGAGCAACCGAAAAAGCACUUUCUUCUAACUUAAGUGAUGCUCGUGACGGAAUUACUAACAAAUUAAUUGAAAUACUUGAGGUGUAUAAAAAGAAUUUGGCCGGUCAAAACACUGGUGCAGCUCUUCCUCUGCAAAUCUGUACGAACUUAAAAUUGUUACCAUUACUUUGCUUGAGUUUAAUGAAACAUACUGGUUUCCGAAAAUCUAGUCAUAUACCUUCUGAUUUGCGAUCGAUUGCUUUAUGCAACCUGAGCACUUUGCCUACAUCUUUACUAACACGCUAUGUGUAUCCCACGCUGUAUAGUCUUCAUGACAUGCCGCUAGAAGCAGGAACUGUAGCUGAGGAUGGCGUCAUUCUACCUCCUGCUUUAAAUCUUACUUCGGCCAUCAUGCAAACCUUUGGACUUUAUUUGUUGGAUACUCACUUCCAGCAAUUCUUGUACAUUGGUAAAGAUGCUGUACCCCAGUUAGCUAUGGACGCUUUUGGCGUAUCUUCUAUUGCAGAACUGAAGGCUGGAAGAUUUACCUUACCAAUUUUGGACAAUCCUCUUAACACUAGGAUGCAUGCUAUUCUUGGUAAACUACGCUCUUUAGACAAGGGUACGAUUGUUCAACCUAGUUUAUAUCUUGUGCGCGGCGAUGGUGAUCCUCAACUCCGUUCAUGGUUCUUCUCUCAUUUCGUGGAAGAUAGAAGCGACACUGCUCCUAGCUACUUACAAUUUUUACAACUUUUAAAAGAAAAGGUUCGUGAUUAAAUGUAACCUUUGAUAUUUUAAUCUAGUUUACGUACCUAAUCUUCUGGUCACAAACUUUUUUGACAUGAAGGAUAUUUGGUUAAAGCGUCCUUAAAUUCUUUCAUUGUUUUUUUUAUUAGUGUAAUUAUACAUUACAACUUAGAAUCCACUCAUGGUCGAAGCUGGUUCUGUUUAUGAGAGAUUACUUUGGGGGUUUACUAAGCGAGUUUCUGGCAGGAAAAGGUAAAUUUUUUAGUGAUCAACCCUUUUGACAUACUUUUUUAAUUUUGUUUGUUGAAUUGCUAAACAACCCAUAUAUUUGCAUCGGUUGGUGAGUACCAUGCAAAAGCGACGGUCUAUCUUUUAAUGAAUGUUUAUUAAAUUGAUUCAUCAAGCUAUAAUAGUAGACUAGUAAUGAUUCAUUUCUUUCACUUUUUUUUCUUUUUUUUGCGUUGAGGGAGGAUAUAUGCAAAAUGCUUCAACCGAG
This is a messenger RNA of Schizosaccharomyces cryophilus OY26, 3451 nucleotides long. Its product is annotated as COPII vesicle coat protein. Gene Ontology annotation, molecular function: SNARE binding; zinc ion binding. The transcript has a single exon. Gene Ontology annotation, biological process: COPII-coated vesicle cargo loading; endoplasmic reticulum to Golgi vesicle-mediated transport; intracellular protein transport. Gene Ontology annotation, cellular component: COPII vesicle coat; endoplasmic reticulum exit site. NCBI's taxonomy places the organism in Eukaryota, Fungi, Ascomycota, Schizosaccharomycetes, Schizosaccharomycetales, Schizosaccharomycetaceae. The coding region runs from base 190 to 2985 and encodes 931 amino acids. The record is from RefSeq and is a predicted model, not a curated record.